Messenger RNA from Ctenopharyngodon idella (grass carp), 2678 nucleotides. RefSeq names its product ethanolamine-phosphate cytidylyltransferase-like. The record is from RefSeq and is a predicted model, not a curated record. Gene Ontology annotation, molecular function: ethanolamine-phosphate cytidylyltransferase activity. The coding region runs from base 212 to 1393 and encodes 393 amino acids. Gene Ontology annotation, cellular component: cytoplasm. The transcript has 13 exons. Lineage: Eukaryota; Metazoa; Chordata; Actinopteri; Cypriniformes; Xenocyprididae. Gene Ontology annotation, biological process: phosphatidylethanolamine biosynthetic process.
ACAGUAGUGUGAUUCGUAAAUUUUGCUGGCCGGCCGAGGAGGCGUUGUCCCACAUUAGAACGUCACCUUCAUUUAACGCAGAAGCCGGCUAUCCUGGAAAAAGGACAGAGGUUUCCCGGUCCUGUGACACACACUGAAUAACCAAUAUAGUGGAUUAUCAGUGUUUUGACUUUGAUUUGUGCUGAAGUGCUUGCGAAAAGGGCUUUAUAAAAUGAUGAAGAACGGGCAUCAUGUGAUCAGUGCUCCGUCCGCCGCCGCAGCCUGCAGUCCGGAGAAGAGGAGGCGCACUGUCCGCGUCUGGUGCGAUGGAUGCUAUGACAUGGUCCACUAUGGUCAUUCCAACCAACUUCGACAAGCCAAGGCUAUGGGGGACUACCUCAUUGUUGGAGUGCACACUGACGAUGAGAUCUCUAAGCACAAAGGUCCUCCAGUGUUCACUCAGGCUGAGAGAUAUAAGAUGGUGCGAGCCAUCAAGUGGGUGGAUGAGAUCGUGGAAGGAGCUCCGUACGUCACCACGCUUGAGACUCUGGACAAAUAUUGCUGUGAUUUCUGUGUUCAUGGAGAUGACAUCACUCUUACUGUGGAUGGAAAAGACACAUAUGAAGAAGUGAAACAGUCGGGUAGGUACAGAGAGUGCAAGAGAACCCAGGGUGUGUCCACUACAGACCUGGUUGGCCGCAUGCUGCUUAUGACCAAAGCUCAUCACAGCAACAUGGGCAGUUCAGACUAUCAACAACACACAGACAACUUUGGAAGAGGUCCUAAGGGCCACAGUCCCUGGACAGGAGUAUCACAGUUCCUGCAGACGUCUCAAAAAAUCAUCCAGUUUGCCUCAGGGCAGGAACCGCAGCCAGGAGACACCAUCAUCUAUGUGGCUGGAGCUUUUGACCUCUUCCACAUCGGCCAUGUGGAUUUCCUGGAUGCAGUUUCCCAGCUUUCAGAGAAGCCAUAUGUUAUCGUGGGGUUGCACUUUGAUCAGGAGGUGAAUCGUUACAAGGGGAAAAACUAUCCCAUCAUGAACAUCCAUGAGAGGACUCUGAGUGUGUUGGCUUGUCGAUAUGUCUCUGAGGUUGUUAUAGGAGCACCAUAUGCUGUAACAAAAGACUUACUGGACCAUUUCAAGGUAGACCUGGUGUGCCAUGGGAAAACUGAAGUGUUUCUAGACAGAGAUGGAUCAGACCCAUAUGCUGUUCCCAGGAAAAUGGGAAUAUUGCGGACAGUGGAUAGUGGAAACAGUCUCACCACUGACAACAUUGUGCAGAGGAUCAUCAAAAACAGGUUGCUGUUUGAGGCAAGAAACCAGAAAAAAGAGGCCAAAGAGAUGGCAAUGAUCCAGGCCAUGAAGCGACAAGAAGAGGAGAAUGCUAAAGAGAGAGCACAGGCUGUGCUGUAGGGAAAAAUACAUCUUCAAAGACUAACAAAACCCAGUACAUGCAGUUGACACUUUUCUAAUGUUUCUUCCACAUACUGGACUUACAUACUGUCAGAACACCAGCAGCUGGAAGCAUCUUUUAUUGCUGAAUUAGCAAGUGUUGUUUUGAGAGCUGUGUGUUCAACCUGAUCUCACGGGAAAACGCAACUAUUUUAUGAGGUGGCGAUUUCAUAUUAAUUCAUGCAAUGUGAAUCGUACGAAAACACACAGUUUUGAGGGGAAAAAAGCAUGAAGGUCCACCCCUAGUUAACCAUACCUCUAACAUAACCGUCACUGGGGGAUAAGCAGAUCGUAUGAAAACAUAUGAAUGAGAUUGCGUGAAUUCCUACAAAUUAGCCACCAAUUUGCCAAAACGUAAAAUAAUUACGAACUGCCAUGAGAUUGUGUCAGUGUGUUCGUAUAGCAGACAUCUGCUUUUGUAAACCUCUCCCACUCUCCACACUCUUCAUCAUUCCACUCGGAUCAGAUCUACUCUUCUGAUGACCAAGAUGACUUAGAAUACAUGACCUUUACCUCUACAUGUAAGUCCAGAGAUUCUAGUUUUGCUUGGAAAUCCACUGGAAGAGUAUUACAGUCUUCUGUCCUAAUAUGGUUUAUUCAUGAUAAAUAAUUAAUAUAUAUCUGUCAUAAUCAAUGGCUAAUCCUCAUAUGAAGUUGUUUUUUUUUUUUUUUUUUUUUGUAAAGCACUCCAGCAAAGUGAACUGUUCUAUAAAAAAUUGGAAUAGCUAGGAUAUGCUGUUCAACAAACAUGCAUUUUAACAUGUUCUUAAAAAAACUUUGUUUAUUAUUUUUAACUGAAUCAUUGUAACUAGUCAAAAGGAUAAAGGAACUUGUUUCAGGGUGGCUCUUUUGUUAGAUGGAUUUUUCUCAAUGUCACAUUCUUGUGGUUAGGGGAUAGAUUGGGGAUAGUUCACCCAAAAAGGAAAAUUUUGUCAUCACAGCUAACAAAGUUUUGUUCUAAGAAUGUUUUCCAAACAUUCUGUUUUGGUUAUGGAAACAUUAAAAUGUCAAGUUUUCUUAAUGUUAGUGGAACUUUUUUUUUUAGGUUAGAAUGAUGCUCCGAAAGCAUUCUUUCAACUCAAUUUUUAUUAACAACUCAACAUCACAGCAAAAUCCUUUGUGUUAAAUGAACACUACUGUUCUAUACUCUACUGUUCUAAUGUCUGUAUUGUCUAUAUGGGUCCAAUCUACAGCACUGAAGCAACUUCAGUAAAUUCAGUGAUUAAAGUUUGACUUUAUUUCUGUC